This is a messenger RNA of Peronospora farinosa, 1266 nucleotides long. The record is from the annotation of a GenBank genome assembly. NCBI's taxonomy places the organism in Eukaryota, Oomycota, Peronosporomycetes, Peronosporales, Peronosporaceae.
AUGAAGGUGCAUCUCCAGUAUCAAGAGACUUUUGAUAGUACGGCUCCAAUUGUCGCAACGUUCCGGAAUGGUCCACCACCACCAAAUCAACGCAAGGAUUUAACUUUUGAGGUAUUUGAAAACCCCAUCAAGAAACAACGACUGGUUCUUGCAAGUUCGGAGAAAAUGGCUUAUCAAGGUGCUAAUUUUGGCUACUUGGGUUCAAGUCAUGAUUUUUCCAAUUAUGCUGUGGGGGUCUAUGAUAAGAAGACAAAGGAGGUUCGACUGUGCAAUGUCAAUCAGAUUUACGUCAUGCAACAGGCAAUUAAGAAUUUAUCCGAGAAUGUGGAUGAUAAUCGGGGUGAAAAGAAGAGUUUAAUGGAAAAAAGACGAGAUCUUGUUGUGGUUUUUGGUAGCAAGAAGAGCAAACGGAUGCAGAAAAAUCGAGAGGAAAAUAUCGUUGAUCAUGAAAACAUUAGUGGUGCAACUUCUGUGGCUCAGACGUUAAUGAAAAAGAUCUCGGCAGCACAACGCAAACUGGACGAAGAACGUGCACAGGAUGGAAGCUUUUUAGUAGAAAAAGCAGCUUUGGCUGCUACGCGGAAUGCUCUUUUACCACCUUGUGAUAUCGACGCUCCGACGCCAGAUCUUGUGUACGACUUGACAAAGUUUAUGGAUAGCACUGUUAUGGACUCGCUGACUAUCAUGGCGGAGGAAGUCAUAGAAGCAUUACAGACAACGAGUGUGGCAGAGUAUGCGACUAGCUUGGGCCUGGCAUCGCUUCCUACACGACUCAUAAUGUCUCUACCUACCCCGUACGAUGUCAACAAGAUGUGUCUCGUGGUGUAUGUGGCGUUCAUGAUUGAUUUCUACAACUCGCGCUUCCCUUUGCGCAAGUCGGCGGCAAUUUUUAGCGAGGAAAAAGGGAUCCCUCUCGUGGUCGUGCGUCAUUUUCUGAAACUCUUUACGGACAUUAGCGAGGGCAACAAUGGUUAUCCGACGUACUUCCAGUCCAAAGCCAUGAAAGACAAGCUAAGCUUGUACCUUAUCGUGGUUGCGCUGACUGUAAACGGCUUCAGUUUGGAUCUCACAGAGGUUGGCUCCGAUUUAAAGAGAUCUGCUAUCCAGAUUCAGGCAUACGCUCGUCAACUUGGUUGCAUUGUCGAAAAGGUAAAAGCGGAGGCUACUGCAUAUGGCGGCGCGUCCAAGAAGCAGAUUAACCGUGCAGUGCUUUCAGUGCCAUUACACUUCCCACUGCCGAAACGUGGCGGUCCUGCUCGUCGAUAA